GACUGAACGUGACGAGGCCUCGACACAGGUCGUCCAGCACUACUUCACUGGAAUAAAAGAUAAUUUGUUCAAUCUUCGUAAAAAAACAAACCAAAACAAACAAAUAAAACGUUAAAAGCGUCUCGGCCUAUCUCAGUUUAGUUUAGAUUAGCCGCUACCGAGGAGACGCUUUUAGCGCAAUCAACACAUCGCUCAGUAGAGAUAAAGUGUGAAAAUGUGUGCAAGAAGGACAACAGAGUACGAGGAGGAAUUUAGUCGGGGGCCAAAAGGGCGACAAAGUCAAUUACUGGACGCCGUUUUCAAGAAGCCUCGAGUUGGGUUGCACACAGCAGACAUAAGUGAUGUUCAUCCUGAGCCGCAGGAGCCAGAGCCCCCUCCCAUUAAAGAGGAAGUGGAGGAUGAAGGGUUCUCCCACAUCAAAGAGGAGGAGGAGACGCAGCCCAUUCACAUUAAAAAAGAGGAGGAGGAGCCAGAGCUCCCCUACAUCAAAGAGAAGGAGGAGGAUAUUACCAAGUUGCCAUCGACUGGUGUUCCUUUUAAGAGAGAAGAUGAAGACGAAGGUCAAAGUGAUGAGAGCAGACGGGCGGAACCUCCAAAUAGCAGCUCAAGUCAAAACAUGAGAACAAAAGGUGAUGGAGACUACCGUGGAUCAUCCCAAGCAGACGAUCUCAUAGCUCCACUAUCAGAUAGUGAUGACACAACGUCACAUUCUCUUCAUGCUGAUGGUGAGCUGUCUGAGGGUCAGACUGACAAUAAACAUUGGAAAUGUUUUCAGUGUGGGAAAACGUUUGGCUUCAAGUCUCUUUUGAAAAGACAUCUGAUGAGCCACUCUGGAGAGAAGCCUUAUGCCUGCUCAAAUUGUGGAAAAGGAUUCACUCAGAAGGGAGACUUAAAAAUACACACAAGAAAACACACUGGUGAGAAACCUUUUGCCUGCUCAGUUUGCGGUAAAACCUUCUCUCAAAAGGGACAUUUGACAACACACGCAAGAACACACACUGGCGAAAAACCUUUUUCCUGCUCAGAUUGUGGUAAAAGAUACACUGACAAGGGAUACUUAAAAACACAUGCAAGAAAACACACUGGUGAGAAACCUUUUGUCUGCUCAGUUUGUGGUCAACGAUUCUCUCAAAGAAGUCAUUUGACAACACACACAAGAACCCACACUGGGGAGAGACCUUUUGCCUGCUCAGAUUGCGGGCAAAGAUUCUCUAAAAAGGGAAAAUUAAAAACUCACUCAAGGACACACUGGUGAGAAAACAUUUUCCUGCUCAGUUUGUGGUCAAAGAUUCAUUGAAAAGGGAAGCGUAAACAAACACACAAGAUUCCACACUGGUGAGA
Phycodurus eques (leafy seadragon) is the source of this 1341-nucleotide messenger RNA. Its product is annotated as histone-lysine N-methyltransferase PRDM9-like. Bases 215 to 1255 code for a protein of 346 amino acids. Gene Ontology annotation, molecular function: RNA polymerase II cis-regulatory region sequence-specific DNA binding; DNA-binding transcription factor activity. The transcript is spliced from 2 exons. Gene Ontology annotation, biological process: regulation of transcription by RNA polymerase II. The record is from RefSeq and is a predicted model, not a curated record. NCBI's taxonomy places the organism in Eukaryota, Metazoa, Chordata, Actinopteri, Syngnathiformes, Syngnathidae.